AUGGACCACGCACGUAAGAUUGGUAAAAAAAAAGGAGAGCCAAAGGCGUGGUCGAAGCCUCGCCUUUGCCAAAUUUCACAGCCUUGCAAAAACAUAUCGAAGGAGAAGCCACUCGAAGAGGAUCAUCGACUGGCAAACUGGAAUCGCUGGCUGGCAGACCGUCAACGUCGUCAGAAGCAUCUCUGUGCAGUUCUAGGUCGUGAGCCUCUGGAUCUAGCAUUGAACGCUCAUGAAAAGGUGCGCAGCAGGAACGAAACGCGAUGUCUGAUGCAGUCAGCUGUCAAACCGGAGGUGACGAAUCAAGACAAGUACCGUGGAAACCCAGCUUUUUGGCGAAGCGUUGAUCGAUUAGUUAAGGCUGGUGAAGAGGAAGAAGACGAUGUCAUUGGAAUAGCAGACAGGGACACGAGGAAUUUGCCACCUCGGCUGACCAGAGUUGCUCUGCCGAACUACAUCAAAAAAGAGAAGAUGUUGGUUGAAUCAUGCGUCAACGCGUCAACAGUCAAGUUGGCGUCAAAAUGGGAGUGUGGGGAUUACUUGCAACAACGAACUUUAGAAUUGACGGAAGAGAUGCAGUUUCUGGAAAAGAAGAAACCAGAAAUAGAAGACUUAAUGGUCGUUGGGAAAAAUAUGCAAUGCACCGAGCCAAAGGAAAGCUUUGUCAGGAUUCCAGUGAUCACGGUAACCCCACCAGAUGCCAAAAAGGAGUUGCUUCACAAUCCUGAUGACAGAGCAACUGUAAAAAUCCAAGAUAAAGAAUUUAUUCUUGAAAAGGGACGGCACUUCGAGAGACUCUCCCUCGAGCAGUCACGCAAAGUCCAAGAGGCCCAAGAAGACAUAGAUAACAAAAAGUAUGCAUACUCUAUUUUUGAAUUUGAACGUGUCUGUAGGAUUCUUCCAAAAAAGGCCAAAUCUAUAACAUGGUCGCUGACUUUCCAGUCCAACGGUUGCGAUAUAUGUACUAGAUAUGUUACAUUAGAAAAUAGUGGAAUAUAUGUAAUCAAGAUCCAUUGGCGCAAGGAGCCCAUUCCUUCUACACGUUUUUCGAAGCCCAGCUGUACCAAUAGCUCAUUUUUCUUUAACAAAAACCACAUAACAAUCCUUCCAGGUCAGAAGAUUAAAUUUCCAAUCUGGUUCUUUUCGGAACGACCUAGCACAGCCACAGAAACAUGGAAACUUGUUUUGGAACCAAAAAUAUAUCCAGGGAACUUAUACUUGCGUCUUUGGGGCAUAUCUUGUGCUGAAAAAUGGAAACAACAGCAGCAAAUGCAAUACGAGGGUAUUAAAGCCUUCUUGAGAGUCAGAGUACGGGACUCCUGGGUCCGACAGAUCGUGGACGAGGUGAUUCACAGAGCCACGACCCAGCAUCAUCUGGACUGUGUUCCUUAUAGCUGCUUCUUCCUCGAGCCAGAUGUCUUCCAAGCCAGGAACCCUGGAUACUUUUAUCGAUCUCUUUUGGUUGAUGAGCUGAAAGAGUUGUUUAGAGAGACAAUGGGUUGCCAUACUGACCAUUGGAACCUUUCAUUGGCAGACCUGCGAUCGAUUCUUUUAAAGAUCGAGGAUCCAAACAUGAGGCGUAUCAGACUCGAACGUUUUCGAGAAAUCUGCCUCGAAUGCUUCCGUCCAAUUACUCUUUAUGCACAAGACCACCCUUCGAAAGAGAAAUUAGUGUACUGGCUAUUGUGUGGUUUCUGCAAUAGGUUUGAAGAAGAGAGUCGUAAAGUCAUCGGUGCCCUUUACUCCGAGACCAAGUUAGAUUACGAGGAUAAUGGUUAUGAAGAAGGAGCAAGUGACGAUGAUCUCGCCAGUGAGACUCUUUUCCUGUAUCACGAAGUAUUUUACGUGAGAAUUUACCAUCUACUAGGUGAAACCAUAAGCAGAGCUUGUGCUGCCAUCGACUCGCAUGACUACUUUAAUAAAUAA
Molecule: messenger RNA, 1923 nt
Organism: Copidosoma floridanum
Lineage: Eukaryota; Metazoa; Arthropoda; Insecta; Hymenoptera; Encyrtidae
Source: RefSeq, a predicted model, not a curated record